Priceomyces carsonii is the source of this 2043-nucleotide messenger RNA. RefSeq lists its product as uncharacterized. The coding region runs from base 1 to 2043 and encodes 680 amino acids. The record is from RefSeq and is a predicted model, not a curated record. NCBI's taxonomy places the organism in Eukaryota, Fungi, Ascomycota, Pichiomycetes, Serinales, Debaryomycetaceae. The transcript has a single exon.
AUGACAGAGCUCUAUUUCUUACGGCAUGGACAAAGAAUAAAUGAAGCUCUCCUGGAAGAUUCAGAGGCAAAACCACUAUUGGACGAGUAUCAGAAAUAUGAUCCUUCACUUUCUACUAAAGCCGUGACGCAAAUGAAGCAGGCGGCAGAAGACAUAUGUAACAGUACACAAGCAUUUACGGAAGAGGACAGUAGCGUUAGGAAGAACAUUUUCAUUCAUUUUAGUCCAUAUUUAAGGUGUUGUCAAAGUGCGGAUCUUCUCAUCACUAAUUUAAAAGAGAUGCUUCUGAAGCAGCAUAGUAAUUAUAAAGUGAGGUUUCAGCUAUUGGGUGACUUUGCUCUUAGCGACUGGAUUCACGAUGAAAUGAAGGAUAAGCCACCAUUUAUAGAUUCAAAUGAUGCUUACCAGAUGUACACUCCAAAUUUGAAGACUUUGAAAAAUAAGUCUGCUUGUUCAAAUUUCAGACCCACCAUUACGUUGGGGCAAUUCAACGGGCCAGAUUUAAGUUACAAGGACUUCCAGGCUAGAUGCAAAAGCUAUUUCAAAAAGUUGUUGGCUACUUAUGAAAGAGCUAACUAUAUCAAGAAUCGCGAUAUCGUCAUAGUUGUUACUCAUGGUUACGUCGUGAGCAAUUUUCUAUCAUACUUCAUAAGCCGUCCGAUAUUCAAUGAGAUUCCUGAAGCCAAAAUAAAUUUAGCAGACAGGAUUUUAAGGGACGAUGCCGAAACCUCUGAACUUGAAGAAUUCGACCCUUCUUUAUACACGUGGAAGCUAACGAAGGAUUGUUUAAACAUGCUUGAAAAUGAUGCUAUAGACAGCAACCUCAAUUUGGAAACUGAUAUAAUUUAUUACAAGACAAAUUUCAUAAAGAAGAAUGAUCCGAGACAUUUUUCGAACACCUUGGCAGUACCUGAAAGCGACAAGCCCAGGCCCUCGUUUAAAGUUGAAGAGGACAAAAGAGAAAGCAAAAACAGAUCAAAUGCAUCGCUCCCUAAGACGAACUACCUUUGCUCUUCGGCCAAGAAUUGGACACCUCAAAAUAGCAGGCAAUUUAAAAUAAAGGCGGAUUUUAAGUUGAAGGUCAUAAAUGAUGAUUCUUUCAAAAAGAGAUUCAAUAUCAUAAACCAUCCCAUAAAGCCCAUAAGUCCUGAAGUACUGCCGAAUUCAGAGCCAUCUAGAUCAAACUCUGUUAUAGAUUUAACAAAGUUGGUUGAUAAUGAUGAUAUAUAUAAGCCGAUGAAAUUAAAAUAUGCAACAACUUCUAACAUACCUAUUGCCAGGCUAAAUUCGAAGGUUAACUCACAGGUCUCUUUAGCCCAAUGUCAAAGGCUAGCCAGCAAUCCUUCGAAUGAAAAUUCUAAAGUUGACUUACCUAAGUACAUAUCUAUUAUGAAAUCAAGAAACAGAUCGACAUCUAACCCACCAAAUAUGGGAACAAAGAAACAUGGAUCUGAUUCUUACUUUCCUCAGGUAAUGAAAGUCAAAUCAAACGAUGCAGGUACUGAUAGUCCGAUGUCAAUAUCAUCGAGCGUCUCAGAAGGUCGCUCUGAAGAUAUUGACAUGGGAAGGGACAGUCAAAAAUCUAUCAUUGGAUCAGAAGCGAAACCACACGUCACAAAGAAGAACGAUUCAAUAGGUCGAUCCAAGUCUCUUAACACUAGGUCUCGAGGUAGGUCGUUUGCAGUUGCACAAAGGGCAGUCAAUAGGACACUUGAUAGUGACAAUGAAGAUAAUAUGCCACAAAAAUUUUUCUCCUUGUCAUUUUCUAAUGGUAGAGAGGAGAAAAAGCAACCGGUUUCUGUAAGGACUGCUACCACUCAAACGGGAUCCAACCUGGUACAUUUCAUACCAACAAUAAAUGAAACGAAUAACCCCAGGUUUUCUGAAAGACCCAAAGAAAACUCCGAACCAAUUUUCUACCAAUUACAUAACGGAUCUUCAAGUAGUUCAGACUCCUCUGAAGAUGAGUCUGAUAAAAUGGAAGUCGAAGGUCGCCCACUCAACAAAAAUAACCAGUAUAUCUGGUUUGGUCAAAAUAGAUGA